Molecule: messenger RNA, 3482 nt
Organism: Oncorhynchus tshawytscha (Chinook salmon)
Lineage: Eukaryota; Metazoa; Chordata; Actinopteri; Salmoniformes; Salmonidae
Product: transmembrane protein 184C
Exons: 11
Coding region: 1036-2853 (605 amino acids)
Biological process (GO): transport
Molecular function (GO): transporter activity
Source: RefSeq, a predicted model, not a curated record
UAUUUCCCGUACCCAUAAUAAACGAUGCCAAUGUCCAGCAGGUCGGUUCUAUUAACUGGGAUUGUGGUGGACACACAGUAGUGUGAGGGAUUUAUUUAUAAAAUGAUCCGCUAGUGUUGUUUUGUUUUUCACGUCCACUCCCUGCUCACAUAGGAGGUAAUUGAACUGACCACCUGACCUAAUGAUGCCGUAAGGAUGGUAGCUCUGGUCCACGACGUUACUGCGCAUUUCUCCACCACUAAGCUAGAGUAAUGCCUGAUGUCCACCAGAUGCAUGUGCGUUUUGUUUUGCUGGAUGUCUAGCCCGCAUUUUCCGUACAAUUCAUUUGAAAAUUAAUGACUUCCGCCGGAUCGCAAAGAGUUUGAUGCGUCCGGUGGACGUGAGGCGUAACAGGCAGUUAACGCCCUGGACCAGAGCUAUAAGGAUCGCUAUAACGGUUUGUUGCAACGUGGGCGUCAACAUGGAACCACACGCGCUAUUAUUUGACACCGAUGUCCAUGUCCGUUCCAUGUCGCGACCAAAUCGUCUCGGGACGCGGUAAUCGGUUUAUUCUCUGGUUUUCUUCUACCCUCAGAGGUGGGUGAAUCUAGAAGAACGUAUUAAAAGCUCUUGUGGAUUUAAAUGGAUGAAACGCAACGUUGCUUGGCUACAACGCAGGGACAGAUCAUGUCUAUUCAGAAAAGCUGAGGUUAUUGAUGAUUUUGGGCAAAGACAAUGUUACAGCAAUAACGGAAGGAUGCUUGUCAGGCCCUAGAGGUUUAUCACUGUAGCCACGGGGGUUUAGGCUAUUGGCGUCAUCAUUUCUGUUAUUUUGUCAACAACUACUAUUGACAUGCAGUGAUCGUAGCCUGUAGGUUACUGUAGGUUAGUGACACAGUGUUGUGUUUAGGAAACAGCUACAGUAGAUAUAGCCUGUAGCCAACGCCCACCCAUCCCAUUCCCGCCUAGUCCUUCAGUUCUAAACCCGAACAUAACCCAACAGAAGCGAACUAAACGGAACUAACCGAACGAAACCGAACGGAACGGAACGGAAUCAUGCCGUGUACGUGUGGGAACUGGAGACGGUGGAUCCGACCUCUCGUGGUCUGCCUCUAUGUAGCUCUGCUACUCGUGGUUCUGCCGCUGUGUGUCUGGGAACUACAGAAGUCUGAGGUGGGGACCCACAGUAAAGCCUGGUUCAUAGCUGGAGUGUUUGUGUUCAUGACCAUCCCCAUCUCUCUUUGGGGCAUCCUGCAACACCUGGUACACUACACACAGCCUGAGCUACAGAAACCCAUUAUCAGGAUCCUGUGGAUGGUACCCAUCUACAGUGUGGACAGUUGGAUCGCGCUGCGCUACCCCAGAAUAGCCAUCUACGUAGACACGUGUAGAGAGUGUUACGAGGCCUACGUCAUUUACAACUUCCUCAUCUUCCUGUUAAACUACCUCUCUAACCAGUAUCCCAGUUUGGUGUUGAUGCUAGAGGUUCAGGAACAACAGAAACACCUGCCACCUCUAUGCUGCUGUCCACCAUGGGCAAUGGGAGAGGUGUUGUUGUUCCGCUGUAAGCUGGGGGUUCUACAGUACACCGUCGUCAGGCCCGUAACUACAGUGAUAGCACUUGUCUGUCAGUUGUGUGGUGUGUAUGACGAGGGAAACUUCAGCAACAGGAAUGCCUGGACCUAUCUGGUCCUAGUCAACAAUAUCUCUCAACUGUUUGCCAUGUAUUGUCUGGUGCUGCUGUAUAAAGCCUUGAAGGAUGAACUGAGUCAGAUUAGACCCGUUGGGAAGUUCCUCUGUGUUAAAAUGGUCGUCUUCGUCUCGUUCUGGCAGGCAGUGUUGAUAGCUAUACUGGUGAAAGUCGGAGUGAUCUCUGAUAAACACACCUGGGACUGGGACAGUGUUGAGGCUGUAGCCACCGGACUACAGGACUUUAUCAUCUGUGUAGAGAUGUUUCUAGCAGCUAUAGCCCACCACUACAGCUAUAAACCCACCUCUCCCUCUCCCUCUCCCUCCCUACUCAAGGACUUUAUCAUCUGUGUAGAGAUGUUUCUAGCAGCUAUAGCCCACCACUACAGCUAUAAACCCACCUCUCCCUCUCCCUCUCCCUCCCUACUCAAGGACUUUAUCAUCUGUGUAGAGAUGUUUCUAGCAGCUAUAGCCCACCACUACAGCUUUACCUAUAAACCUUACAUACUGGAGGCAGAGGAGGGAAGCUGUUUUGACUCCUUCAUGGCCAUGUGGGACGUGUCUGACAUCAGAGCAGACAUCUCAGAGCAGGUCCAACACGUAGGUCGGACAGUCCUGGGCAGACCCAAUAAGAUGUACUUUGGCUCCACCGGCCGUCCUGAACACACUGAACACACAGGUCUCCUGUCGGCUGCGUCCCAGGGAGGGUCAGAGCAAGACAUCAUCGUCGCGGAAACCGUCUCCGUCCCCGCCUCCCCUCUGUCGGGUCACUACCAGGGGCUAGGCCACACCCCAAAGCCACACUCUUACUCCGCCCCCUCCGGGUUCAUUUCUUCUGAUUGGGACGAGGACAGCGAGGAGAAACAAUCGGAGACCGGUGCAGGGGUUUCGCACCCUGGUGACAUCGCUGGCGACGCCCCCACCGCCGACAUCACUGCGAGGGGUGACUUCAUUCGUGACAUCUCAGAUGGCGACGCACCCAGUGACAUCAGUGCUGACGUCACUCGUGACAUCGUUGGUGACAUCACUGGCCACGCCCUCAUUGACAUCAGUGCUGACGUCACUCGUGACAUCGUUGGUGACAUCACUGGCCACGCCCUCAUUGACAUCAGUGGCGAAGUCCCCAGUGAAAUGAGUGGUGACUUUACUGGUGACAUCACUAGUAACAUUACUUUUUACACGUAGGAGGAGUGUUACUGGUCCAGAGUGUGUUCCUUCCUGUCUCGUGACUCCUCCCCUUCACCCUGACUGGCUGAGACACGCUGCUUACACCAAACCAAUGUUUUUAAAGGGGGAGUGGACACAAUUCAGAAAGAAGGGUUUAAACAGUCAAGGAGAGUUUGGACACAGAGGAAGACAUGUUGGUGUUGUAUUUGCCAUAACAAUAGAUUCAUUAUAAAUAACUUUAUAAAUGAUGUUUAUAAAACACUAAUGUCAAGUUUGACAUAAUAAUGUGAUAUAAUUAUGUUUCGUUACUAUAAUUACUAUUGUUUUAAUAUUUUGUAAUUAAUCAUUUUUGGAUAACAAUGCUAUUUAAUUGUUGACAGUAUUUUGUCAUUAUCCGUUUCAUUCAUUAAUUUAAUAUAUAUUAAUACAUACAACAAUUCAAUACCAUAUAUAUAUAUGUAUACACUGCAAUAGACUGAACUACAGCUAAUCAUUAUUACAGGCAUGUUACUGAAGACAAUACACAGCCUACUCACGCCAUAGCAGACCAUGCUUCUAUUCAGCAGUAGGAUGCCAUUGACUUGUCAGCUGAUUCAUUCAACGACCUUCUUCUGUUGUCUUGGUAAUAAAACCAUUAUAAAAUGUUA